UUGAGCUGGGGGGUCUCCGCCAGCGAGCGGCGGCUGCGGGGGGGGGUUUAGCCCUGGGACCACCCGGGAUGCUGCUCGCCGGGGGGGUCUGGGCAGCUUUUCCACCCCAAAGUGGGUGCAGAAAGGGGUCCGGCACCCCGUUUCCUUCCCAGGCUCUGCGAUGAGCUGCGCUUGCCCCCGCUUGCCGCACUGACCUGCCGAGGUGGAUUUUUCCAGGGAAAAGCGUCCGGGUACGGCUGGGGCGGGCUGCUUAAACAUUUACCCGGAGCAGCGUCUCGCGGAGCCCGGCAGCGGGGCACGAAACCGGGCCGGUUUGGGAGGGGACGGGGCAGCCUCUCUGCCCGCGUCGCUGGUUUUUUAGUAAAUCUGCAGAAAGCUAAUGAGAGCUCGAAUGCCUUUUGGUUGGACCUUGGCAUCAGCACCGAGCUUCAGCUGCUGCCCUUCCUAUCGGAGUCGUAAGUCAGUCUUGGUCCUGCCUCCACGGUGGAUAUUUAUGUUAGGAGAGUGUUUCAUUUCUAGGGAGAAAAUACAGAAAGUUUAGCUGUCCCCUGACUCCCAAAUAGUCACCGCUUUCCGGCCAGAGAAGAUAUACCGGGGUCCUGGUAACGUAUGGAGAUGAACUGAGUAGCCUUCACCAGUGUUCAUUGCCCAGACCGGGAGAUGCUUUUGCUGUCCCUCCGCACCGUGGGGUGGGACAGGAGGCCCGCUGCCGCCACCAGUCCGGCAUUCCCCUGCUCCGCUCUCCAAGCAUUUCCCCGUCCCUGCUCCCUUGCCUGUAUCAGCAGAGGUUUGUAGGACCUUUUUGUGGCAGGAGCCAAGCUGACCCGCUGCUGCUGUUCUUGGGGAGCCCCAUCGCCCUGCAGGGCACCAAACCCCCCGGCUCCUGCUAUUGCCGGUCGAUGACUCUGAAGCUGCCCGUGAGAGCAGGGGAAGGGCUUCUGCCGACGUUGCCGGGAAGGCGUGACUGACUUCAGAGCCCUCCGCGCAAAAUUUCAGAAUGACGCCAACUUUUCCAAGCAGCUGGUGCAGCCGCCCAAGAAGCUGGUGCUGCCGCCCACAGAUGCCAUGCACAAGCUGGGCCCUGAAAUUAAAGACGCUUCCAGUUCUCUGUCCUUCAAUAUGAGAGAAGUGAUAAUAUUAAAAGCUAAGAAUGAACCUUUCCCUCCUACUUCUCAACCCUCUGCACUAGUCCAGGGCAAACCUUUGGUGCAGCCGAGAGCCAGGCUUGGUAAGGCGGAUCCAAGGGGGAAGAAUGAAGAGCAGAAAGGCAACCUCUUGGAGGAAGGAGUGAACUUCUCCAAGAACAGUUCACAAAAGCCUCAACCACCCUAUUGCACUGACCAGCAAGAAUCAGCCCGAACAGAUCCAGAGGCUGCUCCAUCCCGCAGCUCCUUCCAACUUGCCCUACAGAUGUGGGAAAGUGCUUUAUCCCAGAGUGAGAAAGCUGGUGCGGCACUCCCACCCCAACGGAGAACAAACAUUUACGUGCAACCUUGCCCGGAGCUGAGGGCAACGGGUGCUCCGGCUGUGCCGGACGGCGGCAAAAUGAGAACGGCUCGAAGCGAGCAAGCGCUGGACUUCCCUGCGCAGCAGAAGGAUGCUCUGCGUGGCGGUGGGCUGGCUGCUUCCCAGGCCCCAUCUAUGCCCCGUCUGCCCAGAAGGUGCAGGAGCUCUGACCAACUAGCUGCCGAAAGCACUGCUGCAACCAGCUUCUGCCAGCCAGGCUAUGACGUGCAGCUGCCAAGGGAGUUCCCUCAAUGCCAGAAAGCAGAGUCGGAGCCUCCCUUCUAUGAAUCUGGAGCAGGAAAAGCAUCUGACACUCGGCGUAGCAAGCUGCCAAAAAUUAAACCACUUCCCUCGGUUGAAUCCCUCGGUCCUGCCCCCGCGAAGCCUGCGAGACCCCUGAAAGUUGAUCUCGGUGCUUUCCAAAGCACGGUGCCUUCUGUCCGCAGAGGAAAUGAAAGAACUGCCGCGGAGGAGGAUUACUUGACUCCUGAAAGUGCUGAACUGGAAGAGCAGCAUAAUUAUGAAGACACGACGUUGUACCUGAAUCAGCCUGGGGACUCCGCAACCUUGUCUGCCAGUCAAGCACCUGAGCGAGAGCCUCCAGAGCACGACAAGAAGCAGAAGAGUUUUCUCUUUGCCAAAUCCAGUCCUGCAAGAGAGGUAGAGGAUGAAAAUGAGGAAAAACCAAGUCUUGAAAGAGAGAAACAGCAAGCGAAGAAAAUAUUCAAGACAGGCGGAAGCGACUACGUGACUCACAGAGCCCAACCCAAGGAAGAUGGUAGAGGUGGGAAGAAGGUGCCGCAAGUGAAGCAAGGAGAUGUGCCUAAAGCCCAGGCUAUGAAACAUGCUACCCUGCAAGGGCUGGCGAAAGAUGGAGCAGAACGCUUACGCUACAUGCAUGUAGGUGCUCCAAAACCAGCUGAAGAAGGAACAGCCUUGAGCCAAGACACCGGGCAGCCUCUGCAGUCAUCGGAGGAGCUGUAUGAUGAUGUCGAGGGAUUGCAAAGCAGACUCCACGCUUCAGAGGCCUCAAGUUCGUUGGCUCCAGACAGCAUUUCAGGAAACUAUGAAGAAACAUAUGAUGAUGUUGAGCCUGGGGGUGAUAAUCCAGCAAAAGUGGAGGCAGAAAAGCAAAAGAGAUUUGGAAGCAUGUUUAAGAUAGAAAAAUUUAAACUGAAGCAUACCAGGUUCAAGGAAAACUUUAGAUUGUCUUCCAGUUCGGUACCAAAUUUAGCCGCUCUCUCGCAGGAGGACACGUACGAUGACGUGGAGACAGGGCAGACGGAGCCGAGAGAGAAGGAGGACAAACACAGAACCUGGAAGCCAAGAUUUCUGAUGUCAAAAGAGGAUAAGGACCGAAGGAAAAGCAGCGAAGAUGUGGAAAGAAGUAUCUUCAAAGUCAACAAGGGCAGCGCAGAGAAGAGCAAGAAGAUGUCAAAAGAAGAAAAGUUGUUCAGAGAAACAUUUAUGUACAAUAAGGAGAUCAGCGUCAUCAACACCGCAGUGGCCCAGUGCUCGGUCCCGAGUAAGCGGCGAGUUGAUCUGCCCGUCACAGCUGGGGAGCAGCUGGACGUUAUCGAUACCACGGAAGGCAACGAAGUGAUUUGCCGCAACGCAGAGGGCAGAUAUGGGUAUGUUCUGGUGGAGCAUUUGAACUUCAGGCACUACUGCCUGCCCCCAGCACCGGUGUCCUCCCGCGGAGCAUCCCUGGAUUUGGAUCCCUGGAGCACUGCGUGACCGCGGGAGCCAGUUUGCCAACCGUGGAGAGCUCACAGGAAUGUAAAUAAAGUUUUAUUUUUACACUUACACAGUUAAA
Dromaius novaehollandiae (emu) is the source of this 3322-nucleotide messenger RNA. RefSeq names its product FYN binding protein 2 (gene FYB2). Gene Ontology annotation, biological process: T cell receptor signaling pathway; protein localization to plasma membrane; integrin-mediated signaling pathway. Gene Ontology annotation, molecular function: protein binding. The coding region runs from base 1066 to 3243 and encodes 725 amino acids. Gene Ontology annotation, cellular component: plasma membrane. The transcript has 21 exons. NCBI's taxonomy places the organism in Eukaryota, Metazoa, Chordata, Aves, Casuariiformes, Dromaiidae. The record is from RefSeq and is a predicted model, not a curated record.